This is a messenger RNA of Bursaphelenchus xylophilus (pine wood nematode), 11423 nucleotides long. The record is from the annotation of a GenBank genome assembly. Lineage: Eukaryota; Metazoa; Nematoda; Chromadorea; Rhabditida; Aphelenchoididae.
AUGUCCCCACGAAACCCAACAGAUCAUCAAAAAAAGGACCUAGAAACCUUCCGCAAUCCGAGUCUUGACGAAGAUGGUGUGAGUGAGAUCAUAAAUGCGAAGAAGACAGAGAUUGAUGCUCAAAGUGUAACGUCCAUAUCCGAUAGACUUGUUGACAAAACACCAUGGAGAUCAGUGAUCAUCGCCGGAGGCCUGGGAUUUUGUCAGGCCGUUCAAUUUACAUUGUAUUUUAGCUCAACUUGGCCGUAUUUGCAAGUGGUAAAGUGACGAAAAUCAAGUUUUAUUUUCACUUUCAGGUUGACCGUGACUCCACCGAAGAAUUCUACGGUGCGGUAAUUGCCAUAUACUCCAUUGGCCAGCUAAUUUCCUCUCCUCUUUUUGGCUAUUGGAGCACCAAAUCUAGAGGGGUCAAAGCGCCGUUAGUAACAUGUCUAAUCUUGUCUAUGAUUGGGAAUUUUACCUAUGUUCUGGCCGAAAUUCUCCCUCAUAAUGCUAGAUAUCUCGUAAUAUUCGCCAGGUUGAUUGUGGGCAUUGGCUCGGGAAAUGUGAGUGUGCUGAAGAGUUAUGUGGCCAUGGCGAGCACACAGCAAGAUCGCGGAAGAGCCUUUGCUUUUCUGACCGGAGGCAUUACUCUGGGACAGACGACUGGACCAGGUGAGAGAACUAGGAUUUUUUUUGUAAGUAAUGGAAGAGCUUUUUCGGAAGAUUUCUCUAUGCAAUGAUGUAUUUUUUACAUUUUUUAGUUCUCCAACUUCUCUUCACGAUGAUUGGGUACCCUGGAAUUCCCAUGUUCGGUCGAAUGAAAUUUAAUAUGUACACUUCGGCUGCUUACUCCGCCGUGGCAAUGAAUUUUUUGGCACUAUUCUUUCUUCUCGGUUUAUUCGAAGAAAAAUACGCAGGAAUUGAUAAAUCUCAACUGGAAAAGGUAAUAAAAUUUACUCUUAAUCUAAUCAUUGGCCUCUUCAACGCAUUCUUUUCGUAUUUUAGAAAACAAAAGAGGAGAAAUCGAUGGACCAAAAUCGAUUACCGCCCUUCGAUAUGAUCGCUGUUUUUGUAUGUUACUGUACAAUCUUCGCACAGCGUUUUACCUUUGUCAAUUUGGAAACGUAAGCAUUUAAAUAUCGAAAUUGUAGUACCGCAGGUUAAAUGCACCAAUGGGUCAGACCAUUUUUGGAUACACUAGACUGAGAGUGGUUCAAGUUCUCGGUGUUGUUCAUGCUGCGUCAACAGCAGUUGCGUUGGUGUUGUACAUCGCGUUUGUUGUCUUCAAAUUGGAUCGGUAGUAAGUCAUAAAUAUACAGCUCUUUUUUAAAUCUAAAAUUUGCUAGAUUUAAGUAAGGAUAUUAAAAUGGGGUUUUUUUCAGCAUGAACCUGCGUCGUCAAGUGAUAAUCGCCUUCUUCGGGCUGUUGAUCUUCCACUUUGUAACCUAUGCAUGGCCAUUUUUGCCAGGACGUCCGGAAACGUAUUCUCAGCAAGGUAAGUCGACAUUAGACAUGUACAGCGAAGUCACUGUACAACGAACGCCUGCAAAAUAAAACCCGUAUAUGGAGAGCGAUUCUGAAGUAACCAAGGGUUGAAUUUGGCAAAAAAUUGACCUCCAUUGUUUAACAUCUGUUAAACGAAUCUCUUCUAUAACGCACGGUUGAAUACCUGAUAAGCAGUUUAUUCGUAAAGAAGAACCUGUUGUACCUAUAGGAAGAAUUCAAAAAAACCAUUGCAACUUAACCGGAACAUUCUUUUUCUCGACCAGAAGGCUCAAUUCCGACUCCAGUCUGAGCUUCUUUGCCACAUUUUUAGCCGCUAAAGUCACCAGUUAAACUAAAACAUCAAAGCCUUAUCACCAUUAUCUCUAUAUGUCCCUAUAAAUUGACACAUGUCCAUGAGGAACUUUUCAGAGUACGACCUUGCUCAAGACAAUGGAACCGAGCUGACUGGUUGCAACAGCGAUCGCUUUGAUUGGUGUGAAAGCGUGCCGCGAGUCGACGAAUAUCUCUUUUACAUUACAACUGUAAUCUUUGUUGGGUUUUGCCAGCCAAAUAUCAACAUCACUUUGAACACUUUGUUCUCAAAGAUUCUCGGGCCGAGAAGAAUUGUAAGUGCCAAAAUAGGACUGUAACAAUUGUUCGGUCUCUACAAACGUCAACUUUAGGGUACCCAGCAAGGGAUCCUUCAAAUGUGCGGAAGUGCCGCCAGAUUAGUCGGGCCCAUCCUGGCCAGUCAGGCUUACACCAAAUAUGGACCUCAGAUCCCAUGGAUAAUGUCGAUUGCUGUGGUGGCUUUUGUGAUCGCCGCAUGGCUCGUUUUCCAUAAUCGAAUGGUACCUUUGGUAAUCCCCGAGAAAGUGGAAGACUCAGUUUUUGUUGAUACUGAUAGUGAUGAAGACAACGUUAAAAAAGAUCGACUCAAGUUUUAGUUUUGUUAAAUUUUUGUAACUUUUUUGUGAUCUCCUCAAUGAGGCCUGUAUAUAUGUAUAAUAACAUCCGAUUCGAAUUAUUUGGUAGUGUUUUUGACAAUAAAAUCAUUGAUAAAUUCUUUGAUCAACUUUUCUCUGUGUCGAGUCUCCUUGUUUUCUAUAGUCUCUCACUUGCAAUGAUCGUUGAAAAUUUUGACAGCGCUUGCAAAACGUGAGUUAAAAUCUUUCGUAAUUGAUGUGUGACCAAUGUGCAAGAAAUAGGCAAAAUUUUAUGGGAAACCGAGAGUUGAGCCUCGGGCAUCUUUACUGUCAAAUUUUUAUGCUACAGCAAGGUGCAAUUGAAAAAAAGACUUGCUGUUUUGACGGUUCAAAUUGGUCAUCAUUUUGUGGCUUGAUUUAAAGACCUUGUGCGCUCUCUGUCACCUCACAGGGAGCUGGGUAAAAUUUGGUGGUUAUAUGUAUUUAUACGACCCAUACAACUACAGAAUUGUUAUCAAAUUUGCCACACAAAUUUUCAGUUUUUCCCACAAUCAGCAAUCUCCAUUUUUUCCCGCCUUCCACAUUCCCACUGACCCUUUCAACGCGAUCAUCACGCGCCCCAAUUAUUCAAAUAACUCUGUUUACGGCUCAAAGGCGACGGAUCGACCGCGAAAUGACCGUUUUUGCGGCUGAUUCAAACAAAAAUUUUUAGGGAAUCGAAAAAAGCGAAAAAAGUUCGGGAAAUGGAGCAAGGGAAACAGGGGGAAGCAAAGGUCGAGACCCACGAGAGUUUUUGAGUUGAGACAAAAUAAAUUGUAAGGGCGAAUCUCCCCCCUCUUUUUUCUCUGAUUUUCCGAACAUUCGCGUUUUGAGGGAGCGGGGAUUUGAAAUGUGUAAUGGUUGGCAGUUUAGGGUAAAUAUUGAGAUUGUAGUUGGAUUUUCUAGGGAGAAUGGUAACGAUUUUUUGGGAAUGAAUCUCGGAAUUUUCUGGGAGAAAUUUUGUGAGGCUUUUGGUAUUUUCUAUUUUUGAAAACUUUUUUUUGUAUCUAAAAAAUGACGUGUUGGAAUGACUUUACAGAUUACAUCUUUGCCAUGGCCGAGUCUAUCAAAAAAUUUUGAAUACCCGGGGCAAAAAAUUUCUAACAACGGAAUUCUCAACUCCUAAAAUGAGGAGAGACUGGCAGAAAAAUGUUUUUGAGUGAUUCUAUGGUUUGUUUUGUGAAUUUUUGGGGCUACACCUUCGGGCUUUUUAUACGUAAAAUUUUGAUUUUUUAUUGAAUUUUCAAUUUCUUUCCGAUUUCUGCCAUUUCUGACUUAACAAUCCAGGGUAGUCCUUCCAAACUACUGCUAAAAAUAGCAUAUAUCUUCUAAAAUUGUAAUAUAAAUUUUUUCCAAAUACUCUCAGAAUCUGAGCGUAGUACCCUGAGAAUUCCUCCCAUAAAAUACAUUCACUUUUUUAAGGUUCCAUUCAGUACCAUCUAAACAAACCCCUCAAUUUUUUCUAAUUUCCCUUAUCAAGCUCGUUAAUCAAUUUUUUCUCUAAUAACUCUACUUUUUACAAUUUAUUUUUACGAAAAAAAGAUAAUGCGAUCACAAGUUUGACCUUUUCCCGUCUUUUUCUUUCAAAAACAUCUGAAAUUUCCCCACCGAAAAAAGUGUUUUGCUCAAAACAUUCUGUUUACUUACUACUGCAGAAUCUUGUAUAUUAUUUUGCUGCAAAACCACGUUAAUUCCAAUGUUUUUCCUUUGGCUCUGUCGCUCUCAUAAAUCUCUUUUAUCGCUUUCCCGAAAAACGUUGUCUUUUUGGUUGGAACCGCCGCCAAAUCCCGCAGAAUCCAGAACGGAGAGAAGUCGAAGAUCCCGUGCUUCUAACUGAUCUUUUUGACUGCCGAUUUGAAACUUUAUUUUCGGAAAAAGAACGUUGUUUUUGCGGGGUUUUUAGCAAAACUAUUUGGAGAUUUUUUGGGGGAUCUUGAUGAGGAUUUGAUUGAUAUAUUUUGAUGAAACUUGGGGUAAUUUUAGGUCAAUAUUUGCCAAGAAACACCAUGGAUUUUUAGCUCGUCACUUGCAGAAAUUACCAAGAUUUUUAAAUUGCAAUUUGACACGGUUGAGGACGGAAGGUCAUCAUUGUUUUCGAUGCGAAAGCGCCAAGUAAAAAUCUGACAUACUUCUGGGAAGACUGUAGUCUAAAUUUGAGCCCAGUUUCAUCAAAAUUUGUCAUUUAAAACUUCCUUUUUUUGGUAUAAAAACGUCACUAACCAAAGAGAAGAGCUUAUGACAAUUUAUAUAAAAAAACCCUUUAACUUAUCGUCCUAUAGAGACUCAUCUUCAAUAUUACCUUCGAAUAGAACAUUCUUCAAUUCCCCGCUGUUAGCCGCGAGAGUGAACUGCGGGAAGAGCGAGGAGAAACUGUUUGUUCCUCGGUUUGUUUGUUUGCCAAACCCUCUGCAAGUCUAGUUUCUUAUUCUUCUUCGCUUUCUUUCACUCACACUGGACAUUCAUAAAUUUUUAAAUCGCAAUUUUUGAGUGUUUUUCUUGGAGGAAUCGGGGUUGGAGGUGUUUGCGAAAGAGUGAUGAUAAUAAAAUAGAGGAAAGUCUGGAAGAGAGGUGCAUAGAUUUUUCUAAUCGAGCAAGUCUUGAUUUGCACUUAAAGACCUAAUUUCUUUAGUCAUCAAAGACUACUUAAGCAUUUUUGCGAGAUUUUCCCCCACUUUCUUUCAAUUUUUCCCUAUUUUUAAUUGAGUUUCCGCUGUUUUCUUCCAAAAAAUCAAAAGUCUUCUCUCAAAUCCCCAAAAAAAGGCCUUUUCACUCAGAUUCAGGUGGAGGUCGAGGGCCUUUCCUCUUCCCUUUUCUCGCGUCUACUCUAAUUAAAAUUCACGCCGAAUCUGAUGAAUCAGAUAAGGUGUGUCAAUGGGCUUUUGUUUUUCCUACCGAAGGUAAAUUUUGGGGGCAAAUAGAUCGGAUAAUUUUAGAGAUUUUUUUCUCUGACCGUCUCUCUUUAUUUUCAAACUUUCUCCACGGUCUGAGGGCUUUGAAUUAUGCCCCUGAAAUUUUCCCUCAUGUUUUGUAGCGGCAUCCUGGAUAAUUAUAUAACAAGCUUUUUUAGGCAACAGACCGUGGAAUAUAAGGAGAGACGGGCAGAGAAAAAGGUUCUUCAGGCCUUAAUUCUGUAAAUUUUUGAUCCAAAAUCUGUGAUUUUUCACCGAUUCCCUCUGAUUUUGCAAGCCUUGUUCCCGUUAUUCCAAUACGGGAGGAAUUCUUUUGUCUUUUUCCCCAUUAAUCGCCAAAAAACCUUGAAACAAAUUCAUUUUUGAGGGCGCGAAAGAGGAGAGCUCAAGGUGGAAAGAGAGGGCUCAAGUCGAAUACCUUUAGACGGGAAAUUAAUUUCGGAUAAAAGGAGGGGAAAGACGGGGUUGAACGUCCAAUAUUCCAUUAUAAUAUUGGAUGGUUUUGGUUGUAAAAGUAGCUUUAAACUUAUAGCAAACCAUAAUAUUUAUUUUUUAAGAUAGGGCUUUCAAAAUGACACUUUGAUAUGAAAAUUGGGAAAGUGAAAUUUCGCGGUCCACAAUUGAUUUUUUCUCUGCGCCAUGACAUCAUAAUUUGAAUAAUUGUAUAAAUUUCUGCCUUUCCAGGUUAGACCACCGGCAUCUUCAAGCUGGAACUCACAAGUCGAAGUAGCAGCAGUGCGUCCGAGCGCAGUACCGAAGCGAAACGGCGACGGCACCGAGAGAAAGUGGUGGACAUUGCGCCGUUCUUCAAAAGCGUCUCCGGCGAUGACUUUUGGAAUUGCAUCCCCUAUCAUUACACACAGCCCGCCAGAGCUUUCACAGAACUCCCGCAAUCUAGUCAAUGCGUAGUUGGAGACAGAGCUGGUGGUGUGAGGUUGUUGGAGGUAGAUGGGUAAGGCUUUUUCUAAAAUAAUAUCUUUUUCAUCGAAGGAAGGUACCCAAGCAAUACAAAAAAUAGUCCAUAGACUCUAGCAUAUAUAGACAUUUUUACUAUAUAUUCUUCCUUUUAGUCACGCGGAAGAGCUGGACAAGAAGCACAAUGUUCACAACGCUGAGAUUGUUGACAUUUGCGUCAACCCGGGCGCUUCUCUCGUUGCAUCCACCUCCAACGAAAAAUAUGUCAACCUUCUUCCACUGAAGGACAACAAAUUCGGAAAAUCGGAUCGCCUCAAGACAGAACAAGCAGUUCGAUCAUUGGUCUGCGUUGAGGACUGCCGCAACGGCGCUAACGCGUUGCUCUGCGGCUGUAAACAAGUAAUAUUGGCGUAUGAUGUGGUGACUCGAAAAUGUUUUGGCACAAUGUUUAAUGACCAAAGUGGUUCAACUAUUACGAAGCUGAGUGGGGUUGAAGGCUGCUUGUUGUUGAGUGCCACGGCUGAUAGAUGCAAUCAACUGUGGGACAUACGAGUUCAGCGACCGGUUAAAAGCUUCGAUGCCAUUAGUAAAUGUAAGUUUAAGGAGAGUUUACAGAGUGGUCCUGUCAAAAAAUAAUAAUCAAAAGAUUCAUUUUGAGUUUAAAAGCUAUUGUAAAGCUACAAAGAAAACUUGUUUCUUAUGAAAAUGCUCUUGUUUAUCUACAUAGUCAUAACCUUAUACAUGCCGAUUUUAGCUACCUUGGCAGCAGGUGCUCAUGUCGACAGCUCUGGCCGAGUUUUGGCUCGGAUUGACGGCAAUGACAUGUUGUAUUUCCAUGACCUCGACACUGGCAAGCUCUUCCACAAACAUCAGAUCCCGGACGUCCAAGGGCAGCUCACCGCACUUCGAUUCACUUCGCUACAGCGUUAUCUGGCCAUGGCGGAUAGUGAAAAGUAAGCGUUUUCUACAGUCUAACCUCUUGUAUAAUAACAGCAAGUUUCUAACUCAAGAAUUUUACAGUAUAUACCUCAUGGAUUGGAAUCAUCCGACCAGCGCCAUCAUCUCCAAACCCAUCGGCAAAGUGUUGCCCGAGGACAAGGUCAGCAAGAUACGAUGGCACUCCACGAACAAACAGUUCUACUGCGCUGGCAACACGGGUUUCCAAACUUUUCAGUUUGCGGAACAAUUGGAGUAAGCGGAAAAAAUAUCACAAGACAUCAAGUUAUCAUUCGGUUUUGACUCGUCACUUGACAGUAUUUUAUAUUUAAUAAUAUUUCUCUAACUACAGAAUAAAAGAGUAUUUCUUCAAUUUGAAAGGAUAUGAUUUUCCAGGGAGUAUAAUAGUUGCCAAAAGACCAUUCCCGAAGCGAUAAGCGUUCAUGUUUGCCAACUAUGACAUGCUUCUUUAGGCCGAUUUAUUAGACCAGCAGUAAUGUUACGGUGUCGUUACCGCUCCACAAAAUUCUUCCGACUUUUGAUGGCCUCUGAGGAAUCAAUUUUCCACUGUAUCUUUAGAAGUUUCGCUUUUAACAACAUAAUUUUUUAUGGAUGUUGCAACUCACCAUAAAAAGACACUCCAUGCUUUUUACAACGAAUCACAAGCAUUUUGUUUAACGGGAGUUUAUUGCACAGCAACUCCAUCUUUUAGUUAGGAAUUGUGCAAAAUUUAGAGCCUUACUCGGAAGAAUUUUACUCUCUUAAAUUUUUGCUUUUACUUUGAGGAGUCCAUUUUGCCAUAAUUUUUUGUGGUGAAUAAUAUCCGAGUCAUAUCUUCAAAUGCCGUUUUUUUUUGAACGUCAACACCCUUUCGGAAUACCAUUUUUUGCGCCGACCUUGAGAUCAGGCGACGUGCCGUGCCUUCGACCUGCUGACUUCUUUAUUUUUUCAUAAAAUUUACUUUUUUGGGAUUCGAAAGAGUCUUUUCGAAAAAGUGGAUUUCACCUUUACAAAGGAAAUGCCUCAAGCGUGAUCCGCAGGUUUUUUUAUUUUGCGUACGUAUAGCGGGUCUGGGUCACAAUCAAUUUCAGAAAAUUUUAACUCGAGCUUUGUAGGGGGAAACGAGAUAUUCAGCGAGCUUUGCGAGCUAGAAAGUGCGCAAUAGUGUUCGCGAAAGGCGGAGCGCUUGGAGAAAAAACAUUUUUUGUUCAUAUAUCCUUGCCAGCUUUGUGUGUUAAUAUUGCCCUUUUGCGCAAAGAUUACCUUCUACGGUAGCAAUAGAUAUAAUAGAUAUAAGAGUGAAGACAGAAGAUUUCGGACGAAAAUUUUUCGAAUUCACUUUUUUUUCGAUUUUGGAGUAAAAAUUUUUUUUACUCCCAAAAAUGCCAAAAAAAAGUAAACACGAAGUUUACUCCAAAAUUUGGAAAAAAUUUUGAUUUUCGGGAGUAAACUGGGAGUUUACUCGCCGGGGCCGAGAAAUCGAAUGGCGGCGAGUAAAUCUGGAUUUUGCUCGCUUCCAGUUAUUUCCUCAGCUAUCACAGAGGCACAGAUGACCCAGGACGUAAGGCGGGCGCGUUAGUAAAUAAUUCGCGCCAAACUUACGAAAAAUUUUGCCGAAUCCUGACUGGGACCCUCCCAGUCAGGAAUCCCGCGAUUCCUGCAGUCAGAAAUGUUUUUAAACGGGCGGCCUCAAAAUCGACAUCCCAGUCACCUGAGACGAAGAAACGGGGAGAAAAAACGAAGAGAGCGAGAGAAACGCGCGCUAUUUCGUGCUCUCUCUGCCUCUCUGCGCCCUCUCUUCGUUUCCCGCUCUUUCGCUCUCUCUCUCCUUUUUUUGCGCUCUCUCGCUCUUUCUUUCGAAAAGAGAGAGAGAGCGCGAAACGGAAAGAGGGCGCUGAGAGGCAGAGACAGCACGAAAUAGCGCGCGUUUCUCUCGUUCUCUUCGUUUUUUCUCCCUAUUUCUUCGUCCUAGUCAACAGUUAUUGACCCCUCACCCAGUCAAGAAUCGCGGGAUUCCUGAAUGGACCACAGUCAGGAAGUUUUGACUGUACGAAGAGUCAGGAACCCCGCGAAUCCUGAAUGGAGCCUGCCAGUCAGGAUUCGGCAAAAUUUUUCGAAAGUUCGGCGCGAAUUACUAACGCAAAUAAAAAAAAUUUUUGCGCCCAGGGGUCGACUGUUCCUCGGGAGUAAACUCUGGAUUUACUCGCCGGCACCUUCGGCGAGUAAAUUCUGAGUUUACUCCAAAAAAGGCGAAAAAAAGUAAACUCGGAAUUCACUCCAAAAAUGGAAAUUUUGAAAGCUAUUUCGAUUCCUACUCGCCGACCCAUAAAAUUUCUCGAUUUUUACUCUCUUUUUCAAAAAAAAGUGAAUUCGAAAAAUUUUCAAAAUUUUCCUCCGAAAUCUUCUGUCUUCACUCUUAUAUUACACUUUUCUCGCCGAAAUUCGCAAAAAAACCGCCACAUUUUGGCAAGUUUUGGCCUAAAAAUCUCGACCGUUAUUGCAUAGCGCAAGCUAAAAAUUUCGCACAGGGAUUGCAAAGAUUUAAUCUAAAUUUGUGACAAUUUUCAUUAAAAUUUCAGCGUCGCCGUUUCUAGCUUUACGGGGAAGAACUGACUUCUGGCAAGGAAGGCCUCAACACUCCGAGUAAAAGCUUGCUGUGCUAAAUUCUUGAAAAUUUCACAAAAAUUCACUAAACCAAUUUUUAUUUUUAAGUCUUAAAAUUUCAUUUUCCAACCGUUUUUAACUAAAAAAAAAUCCUUAUAAACACUCGUAAAUCAAUUGUCGCUACAGAAAUCGCGAUAACUGCCGGUCAGAUGUUCCGCUUUUGUGUCGCUCUAUUCGGCGCAAAAACAAGGUUACGAAUAAAAGGGGGAUUUUUUUCGGAAACCGGCUAUUUUUGUUUUUCCGAAAAAUUCCAAUCUCCAUUUUUUUAUGCAACUCUGUUUAGACGUUUUUAUACACUCAAACAGUGGGGGAUUCGUGGGUUAUUUGGUAAACAAACUAUAGUUUUAUAUAAGGAAUGGAAUUGGGAUGAUUUUACACCUGUUUUUACCGUAGAGGAUAGUGUUAAAGAAAUCAUGGCUUGAUAGAAUAGAUGUGCUUAAAAUUGAGAUUUUGUUUUCGUUUUUAAACCCGUUGUAGCGGCGUAAUCACAAGACAGCCAAAUUUAAUUUUCAGGUUGUAUUCCUUUUUAAAAUUGAUAAAGAGCUGAGUGGAUGUGCAUUUGUAAGUUAAAUUGAUGGUAUAGCAACACUUAUCAACCAGAAAAGAAAGUGGUAAGUCAAAGCUUUUUUGUCAAACCCUGCCAUGGCAGAAUUUGAUGUCAUUUCAAGAGUAGUGCGCAAUUUCUUCGCAAAAAAUCUUUUUUCUUUCCAAAUUUUGCAUUUACAGUCUCUUCUCUGUACAACGAACCGCAAAGGACAAAAAAAAUAUUUUGUUAAAAGAAGCUUGUUGUAAGGGGGUAAAUUAACUCUUGGAACAUCUGAAAUUGUCCAGUAAAGAGAUUUUCUUGCAAUAUGAGAAUUUGUUAUACAGAGUUCAACAGCAUACCCAUUCAUCUUUUGUAAAGCUGCUCUCGAGUUUCCUUCAAAGGCAAAUCAAGUUUGAACCCAAAAAAAUCAGACCAUAUUUGCUUAACGGUUAUUUAAAUAUUUGUCGCGGACCAAACCUGUGACGUUACUUACCAUUAGUCUUUUUUUAAAAACUUACUUGCUGGAUGAAUAUUUUUCGUCGUAUAAUGUAUCAAUUAUUUCACCUUUCACUGUGAAAAAGUACCGAUUUCUUAACAAAAGAGAGCCAAAAUUGUUUGGACCCACUUUUACUUUUCUAGCCAAAUAUGGGAACAAAGAGACACGAGUUAGCGUCAAAAUAAAUAAAUAUUUCCUUUCAAUGGUAAACAAAGACGCAUAGUAACGAUUCAUUCCACCGUAAUCUCAAUGUUUUCCAGAUGAUGUACAAGAUCACCGACUCGAAUAUCGAAUACGAGAAGGGGUUCCUCUCCAAUGCGACCACGAUCUCCCCUUGCUCCAGCCGUUGUUCCACCGAACUGGAGCCCUAUAUUCUCUCGCCGUAUUAUGGACAAAAGGGCCUCCGAGGGUCAUGUUAUCCACAGUUAGUCUAUUAUAUCUUCAUGGCGUCUUGCUUUGUAAUUGUGAUGCUACUUUUCGCGUACUGUACCGGCUUUAUUGAUUUUUUGCAUUACGAGCCGCCAAAACGGCAAAGAUUUUAUUAA